Molecule: messenger RNA, 1047 nt
Organism: Rhagoletis pomonella (apple maggot)
Lineage: Eukaryota; Metazoa; Arthropoda; Insecta; Diptera; Tephritidae
Product: homeobox protein goosecoid-like
Exons: 1
Coding region: 259-1047 (262 amino acids)
Source: RefSeq, a predicted model, not a curated record
ACUAAUUAAAAUAAAAUUUCCCGUGAUUAAGUUUAAAUAAAAUUCGUCAAAAUUCUGUCCUCGUUGUGGGGCGCGCCCACCCAGCUGGUCGGUGGACUGGAAUACAAAGGCGCUAAACAGCCAAAAUUCAAAUUAACCGUCGUCAGUACGCCGAGCCCAUCACCAACAUCCCCGCCACCAACACCACCUCCAUUAUCGCUGUCGCAUAACACCUCCAACAACAUCAGCAAUUCACCGUUGUUAUACAAGCACAACAAUAUGGUGGAGACUACAACUCCUCCCAGCGGCAUUGCUGUGAAACGUUAUGCCGUCGGCAUGGUUAGCGAGGGCAGCCCGCUUAGUGAACACCAGCUUCAGCAUCAUCACCACCAGCAGCAGCAACAACAACAACAACAACAUUUACAACAUCAACUGCAACAACAACAAACCAACCUGCAACACGCAAACCACGGCCGCCAGAGUUCGCGAUCCCCACCCGCGACUACACCGAACGCUGCGUAUUUGACGACCGCCAUGCUUUUGAAUUCGCAGCAGUGCGGCUAUUUGGGACAACGUUUGCAAUCCGUUUUGCAGCAACAACAGCAGAAACACCAUCUACAACAACAGCAACAACAGCAGCACUCACAACAACAGCCGCAAUCGCAAACUCCUUCCUCCGACGAUGGCUCCCAAUCGGGCGCUACCAUAAUUGAUGAUGAGCGUCCAUCCCGACCUGCGCCAGCUACAGCAACUGCUGCGGCGGCAGCAGCUUCACUUUUUACAAUUGACAGUAUUCUGGGUGGCUCGAGGUCAGCUGUGAAUAGCAACAAUUUAAACAGCAUCAACAACAACAGCAACAAUAAUAGCAAUCAUAUUAGCAUCGGCAGCACAAAACGGGCCGAUUCUCCCGCCUCACCCAGUUCUAACUCCAGCUCAGCGGCAACAAGUCCCAUACGACCACAACGAGUUCCUGCUAUGCUGCAACAUCCCGGCUUGCAUUUGGGACAUUUGGCCGCAGCAGCAGCGACCGGAUUUGCCGCCUCACCGUGCGAUUUCUUAGGUGAGUAA